GAACACACGCAAUUGAAAUUGUGAGAAGACAAUGGCUUCUAAGGAACUUUUAUGUCUUCUUUUCGUCUGUUUCUUUGCCUUGGGAGGUACUACCUACUGUAACUACGACAGUGAUUGUUCCAUUGAUAAGAAAUGUUGUGCCUAUAAUGUUUGCAGACGGCAAUGUUCUACCUGUUCGUAUGACUACCAAUGUGGAUCGAACAAACAAUGUUGUAAUAGCAUAUGUAUCAGUAGUUUCUCUUCUUGUUCCUGUUCGUACGACAACCAAUGUGGAUGGGGCAAGAAAUGCUGUAAUAAAAAAUGCAUUAGUAGUUCGUCUUCUUGUUCCUGUUCAUACGACCACCAAUGUGACAGUGGCGAGCAAUGCUGUAAUAGCAAAUGCAUCAGUAAAUCGUCUUCUUGUUCCUGCACGUACGACUACGAAUGUGACAUUGGAGAGGAUUGUUGUGAGGGAGUUUGUUCCUCAUACUGUGGUUGGAGCGGUGGAGCUAUUGCAGGCGCUUUUAUCGGCACGAUUAUCUUCUUGGCCAUCAUCAUUUCCAUCGUAUCCUGCUGCUGCUGUGCUUGUUGUCCGUACUACCGCUAUCGUACACCCGGUACUGUGGUCGUCACCGGCCAACCGCAACAACAAAUGGUCUCAACCCACAUGAUGACGACGCAACAAGUACAUGCUCCUCCGCCGUUGAACUACAUCCCGCCUUCUCCAGAUGGAUACAACCAGCCUCCUCCAACAGGUUACAGCCAGUCUCCUCCAGCUGGUUACCACAAGCAUCCUCCAGGUUUCAAUCAGGCUCCUCCGCCUCACUCAAGCUGUCCACCACUAACAAACUAAUAUGCUCCAGCGCCUGGGAUAAGCGAAAGCGGCGCCGAUGCCAGCAGCAGUAAACACCGAACAACCGAACGAGAUGUAAUUAUAGUAACUUGCAAGGGAACUUCUCCAAGCACAUCACUGUUCCGGUGAAAUAAUAAGUACUUUUGGUUUAUAGUUUCCAUUUACAUGGAUAUAAACGUAGUCAAGUUACUAAAUGUUAUCCGUGUAUUUUUUUUUAAGGAUAGUUUUAAAGAUUUAAGUUAGGGAAUAGGUUCUCUCAUCUUAAAUUAUCUUAUACUAAUCUUAGCCGGCAUGAUCUGCACGCCAUACAUUUGCAAAUUUGACCAUCUAUUUCGCCUUUGAGGUUCAAAAAAAAAACAAAAGCUAGAGACAGAUUUCUUCUGGAGAGAGAUGAGUCUGGUUAUUUGCAUUAAUUUUCCAUGAUGAAUAUUGUAUUCUUAGAAAUGUAGUUACACUUUUAGUGUCAUAUUAAACCCAUCUGGCUGUAUUUAACCCAGUCUAUGCUUCAGUCGACAGUUUUCAAGGCACUUAUGAAAUUUUCAAGAUUGCCAAUGUCGAUCGUGUCGUAUAGCGGUUAAAUGGAUAAUCUUUGUAGUAAGGUCUAGUUUUUUAUGCAGGUAACCGGUUCGCAAGUGAAUUUUACAUCAGAUAUUCCGAACUUUUUCUUUGCGCUUGUAAACAUGACUUAUAUUUGAUCUCAGCGAUUUGUUGAGAAAUUGGCGUUUGGGCGAUUUACUUUCAUCAACACUGACGAGAUCUUUCGAGAGACCAACCGGGUGAAAACAUACGUACACGGUUACAUUUUUUGCUUUCAGUAUUAAACCUAAUCAUGCAAUUGUCGGAAAGCUUUUUUACGAUGAAACCUGAUGAGGGAGACAUUAAUCAGCUAAAAGAAACCGGCUAAAUCACGAAUUUUUCCUGCCGUAUUAUUCUAAAAGGACGUUGUAGUAGGCGGACAUCUUCAUCAUAUUAGUAGAUGCAGACACAAUUUGAAAUUAACAUUCAAGUUGGGCUUUGUGAGACCCUAAACCUGCUAGAAGCAGAUGGUUUUAUUAAGUUGGGUUGGCAAUGAAGA
This is a messenger RNA of Pocillopora verrucosa, 1907 nucleotides long. Its product is annotated as keratin-associated protein 9-3-like. Lineage: Eukaryota; Metazoa; Cnidaria; Anthozoa; Scleractinia; Pocilloporidae. The record is from RefSeq and is a predicted model, not a curated record.